Messenger RNA from Oryzias melastigma (Indian medaka), 8844 nucleotides. Its product is annotated as receptor tyrosine-protein kinase erbB-4. Lineage: Eukaryota; Metazoa; Chordata; Actinopteri; Beloniformes; Adrianichthyidae. Gene Ontology annotation, biological process: protein phosphorylation; cell surface receptor protein tyrosine kinase signaling pathway; positive regulation of cell population proliferation. Gene Ontology annotation, cellular component: basal plasma membrane; signaling receptor complex. Gene Ontology annotation, molecular function: ATP binding; epidermal growth factor receptor binding; transmembrane receptor protein tyrosine kinase activity. The record is from RefSeq and is a predicted model, not a curated record.
GCCGGCGGGGUUUGGACUGACAGUCGGCCACCUGUGCCAAUCAUGACACCAGUGGGCGGAGCUAAGCGCCUCAGAGGUGUGUCUGAAAUAAUGCAAGUCUGCAGCUGCAUUUGGCGUCUAAGUCGGGGAGUAAUGGCAUGAUUUCUGCGCUUCAUGCCGUCUAGCAAAGCUUUUGGUUUUGGGUUGAAAACUACACUUGAGUCACCAGUCAGGCUUGGACGCACAGAGGGGCGAGCGAAAGCACAGUCCGGAUAAGCUGCAAACUUAACUCAAGAGGCUGCACAAGUCUCCAAAACUCGCGAUCUGAGGACGCACACGAACUCAUCCUCUAGGAAGGAGGGAUACGCUUUUGGACAUGUGAACUUAAAGGAGAUACCUGCCAAGCACAACCAUGAAGCCAACGACUGUCCUGUGCUGCUUCAGCUCUCUCCUGCUGUUUGGGUUCGGCUCUUCUCAAUCAGUAUGUACUGGUACCGAGAACAAGCUGAGCACAUUGUCGGAUCUGGAGCAGCAGUACCGCACGCUGAGAAAAUACUACGAAAACUGUGAGGUCGUGAUGGGAAACUUGGAGAUCACGAGCAUCGACCGGAGCCGCAACCUCACCUUCCUCAGGUCUAUCCGAGAAGUGACGGGCUACGUGUUAGUGGCCCUUAACCAGUUUGACCACCUGCCAUUGGAGAACCUGAGGAUCAUUCGAGGAACAAAGCUCUACGAGGACCGUUACUCGCUUGCAAUCUUCCUCAAUUACAGGCGUGAUGGAAACUUUGGCCUGCGACACCUGGGCCUCAUAAACCUUGCAGAGAUUCUUUACGGAGGCGUGUAUGUCGACCAGAACAAGUUCCUGUGCCACGCCGACACAAUCCACUGGCAGGACAUAGUGAAAAACCCAGGGUUCCAUCCUGUAGUCGUUCCUUCCAACAGCAGCGUUACAUGUCCAAAAUGCCAUCGCUCCUGUAAUGGACGCUGCUGGGGGCCAAAGGACAACCAGUGUCAAAGCUUAACAAAGACGGUGUGUGCUGAACAAUGUGACGGACGCUGCUCUGGCCCCUAUGUUAGCGACUGCUGCCACCGGGAAUGUGCAGGUGGCUGCUAUGGACCAAAGGACACAGACUGCUUUGCCUGCACAAACUUCAAUGACAGUGGGGCCUGUGUUACCCAGUGUCCUCAGCCAUUCGUCUACAAUCCCACAACCUUCCAACUGGAACACAACCCUAGUGCAAGAUACACCUAUGGAGCCUUCUGCGUCAAAAAGUGUCCACAUAACUUUGUCGUGGACCAUAACUCCUGUGUAAGAGCCUGCCCCACCAACAAGAUGGAGGUGGAAGACAAUCAUAUUAAGAUGUGCAUCCCUUGUACUGACAUCUGUCCAAAAGCAUGUGAUGGAAUCGGUACAGGCAGCCUGCAGACAGCUCAGACGGUGGACUCCAGCAACAUUGACAAGUUUGUUAACUGCACCAAAAUCAACGGCAACUUGGUGUUUCUGAUCACUGGAAUCAAAGGAGAUGUCUAUCACAACAUAGAAGCACUGGACCCAGAGAAGCUCAAUGUUUUCCGGAGCGUUCGGGAAAUCACAGGUUACCUUAACAUCCAAUCUUGGCCAGACAACAUGACUGACCUGAGUGUUUUCUCCAACCUGGCAACCAUCGGAGGAAGAGCACUAUACAGUGGGAUUUCCCUGCUGGUGCUAAAGCAACAAGGAAUCUCUUCAUUCCUGCUUCAGUCCCUAAAGGAGAUCAGUGCAGGAAAUGUGCACAUCGCUGAGAACACAAAACUCUGUUUUUACAACACUGUUAACUGGACAAGGCUGUUCCGAUCUCCAACCCAAAAGGUUCUGGUCCGCAACAACCGCAAACCCCUGGAGUGCUCGAAGGACCGCAUGGUCUGUGACCCGCUCUGCUCAGACGAUGGCUGUUGGGGUCCCGGCCCAGAUCAGUGCUUGUCCUGCAAGUUUUUCAGUCGUGGACGAUUUUGCAUUGAAAGCUGCAAUCUUUAUCAAGGGGAUAUUCGAGAGUAUGCCAACGGGUCAGUGUGUGUGGAGUGUGAUUCCCAGUGUGAACAAGGAGAUGACAACACUUUGACUUGUCGUGGCUCGGGCCCAGAGCAUUGUGUGAAAUGCCUUCAUUUCAAGGACGGUCCAAACUGUGUGGAAAAGUGUCCCGAUGGGUUGCAGGGGGCCAGCAGCUUCAUCUUCAAGUACGCUGAGGCCAACAACGAAUGCCAUCCCUGCCACCCUAACUGCACCCAAGGGUGCAUUGGACCAAGACUCCAAGACUGCAUUGGCUGGAUGGACAGAACCCCUCUAAUUGCAGCAGGAGUGAUUGGUGGCCUCUUCAUGGUGGUGAUCAUGGCACUCAGCGUGGCCGUGUCUGUACGGCGGAAGAACAUUAAGAAGAAGAGAGCCCUUCGCCGCUUCCUGGAAACAGAGUUGGUUGAACCUUUGACACCAAGUGGAACAGCUCCUAAUCAAGCCCAGCUUCGCAUCCUGAAAGAAACUGAACUUAAAAGAAUCAAGAUUUUGGGAUCUGGAGCGUUUGGAACCGUGUAUAAGGGUAUUUGGAUCCCAGAAGGCGAAACAGUGAAAAUUCCCGUGGCCAUUAAAAUCCUCAACGAAACCACCGGACCCAAGGCCAAUGUGGAGUUCAUGGAUGAGGCUCUGAUCAUGGCCAGCAUGGAACACCCUCACCUGGUGCGACUGUUGGGUGUGUGCCUGAGUCCCACAAUCCAGCUUGUUACACAGCUGAUGCCUCACGGCUGCCUGCUUGAUUAUGUCCAUGAGCACAAGGACAACAUUGGAUCACAGCUAUUGCUCAACUGGUGUGUCCAAAUCGCCAAGGGAAUGAUGUAUUUGGAAGAGCGCAGGUUGGUCCACAGAGAUCUGGCAGCUCGAAACGUUUUGGUCAAAUCUCCAAACCACGUAAAGAUAACUGACUUUGGACUGGCUCGACUCCUGGAUGUCAACGAGAAAGAAUACAACGCAGAUGGAGGAAAGAUGCCUAUCAAAUGGAUGGCUUUGGAGUGCAUCCAUUACAGGAAGUUUACUCAUCAGAGUGAUGUUUGGAGCUACGGUGUGACCAUAUGGGAGCUGAUGACUUUUGGAGGGAAACCAUAUGACGGAAUUUCAACCCGAGAUAUUCCAGAUCUGCUGGAAAAGGGAGAGCGCCUUCCCCAGCCGCCCAUCUGCACCAUUGAUGUCUACAUGGUCAUGGUCAAAUGGGGACGACCGAAUGAAGCUGCCGAGUCCCAAUGACAGCAAGUUUUUCCAGAGCCUCCUGGAGGAGGAGGAACUCGAGGACCUGAUGGAUGCAGAGGAGUACUUGGUGCCCCACUCCUUCAACAUUCCACCUCUGGCAUACACGCCUCACUCCCGCGUGGACUCCAGCAAGACCCAGUUCAGCUGCCAGGAUCCCGGUGUGAGUUUAGAGGACAUACUGGCCUCCCUCCCCAGAGCAGUUCCACCCAUGUCUGGAGGAAGCCUUUCUCCACAGGAACUUACUUCUGGUAGCAGGUUUGCUCACGUCGGCCCGGAUGACCCUCGCUGUAACGGAACGCUGAGGAGGCAGGCCUCCCCGAGAUCAAGCAAGAUCAUGGCUGGUUCGGCUCUCGCUGCAGGACAAGGUGGAACAGAGGACAGCAGUGGGCAGCGUUACAGCGCCGACCCCACUGGUGCUUUGGCUGAACGCGGUGCAAAGGAUAAGGACAAGGAUGGCUUCGUAGCUGCUAUGAGGGACAAGAACGUAUCAGAUUACCCCCACCCCGUUGAGGAAAACCCUUUCGUUACACGUCGCAGGAAUGGGGAUGCCCAUGUGACGUUCGAUGGAGCGAGUUGCCACACCCUGCAUUUGGCCAGAGCAGCUGCAGCCCCGAAAAGCCAGCCCUCAUUCGGGGAUGAUUACGUCAACGAGCCACUGUACCUGAAUACAUUCCUUAACCCCGGGGACAAAAGCAGAUUGGCUGUUGCUAGCUUAAUUUCUACACCUUCUACUGUACAAUCAGUUCAGCAGACAGUGAAUCCAUCAACCUCAAGCCACAAAGUUUCCAGCGCUGGAUAUGUAGUAACCCCUGGCCACCUUCCCCACUCGUCGUAUCCGUCACACACCUUACAUCCAGGACAUUCAGGAAAAGCUCCGCAUUCAGACGUCACCAGCAACACCAUCAUGUUGGAAAAGAAAGGCAAGAAAGCCACUUUUGACAAUCCAGAAUACUGGCAGCACAGUCUCCCUCCCAAGUCCUCAUUGCACAACCCCGAGUACCUGCAGGACUGCAGCACUCGUUUUUUCUACCGGCAGAAUGGACGCAUUCGACCCGCAGUGGCCGAAAAUCAGGAAUACUUGUCCGAGGCUGCUAUGAAAGCAGACUGACAGAUGAGCCUGCUGCCCGGGGAAAUACUUUAUGAUUUGGAGUGACCUUGUGCUGGAAGACGGAGUGUGCUGGCGGAGGCUGUGGCACCAAGUCACCUGGUUGAGAGCGUGUUAUAGAUGAUGGGAGGACAUUUGGUUUGUGUGGAUAAAACACUUUAAAUCUCCCUAUUUUUAUUUCAUGACUUGAAUAUACAUUAAAAUAAAUGUGCCAGUUAAACAAACAGCCAUAUCAAUAUUCACUUAAUGUGAUUUUUUUUUUCUCGUUUGAAUGGUAUUAUCAACUCUUUGCAACUUUUGGUACAUUAUUAAGUCAUAAAAAUUGACUUACCCAUUCUUUUUUUCAUUAAGAGUGUUAUUUAGGUAUAACUUAAUUAACUUUGACUCAAUUUGAAACAGACUUUGUGACAUGACCUUAGCUGUAAGAAAAAAUAGCAAUAUCGUACCACUUAUCAGAAAGAAAAGAUCCUUGAAGUCUUUGAGACAUGGUGUGUCUGAAAGGCAUAAAAGCAGUUUUGAAAUGCACUUAUGUGUAUUAUUGAAAACAACAAUCCUCUUGAGUGACUCACAAUCAGGUCUCUUGUGUUUCGGAGGAGCACAUGGAGGAUCUGCAAGAACCUCUCUACAGAAAAUGUUUAAUAUAUAACACGGUGAGGGAAUGGGACUCCUGCUUUUUUAAUGCUUUUAACAUCCUUCGUGUGACAUGACGGUCUAGUUUCCUAAUAAUGAUGGGUGAUACCACACGUUUUUAGAUUCAAUACUAUACAGAUUGUUCAAUACCAGUCACUGAUAGCAAAUACUGCUAAUUUUUUAUUGGUGGUACCAUCAAAAACUGGCCCGAUAACAACUUUGAUGGUUAAAACCAUUACCAAAAAUAUAAAAUCACCUACUGAAGGGUAACACCCACAACUCACAGCUCCUCUGGUCAUGUGACUCAUGGGGCAGUUCACUAUGAUGUGGGCAGGGGGGUGUUCCAGCAAAAAAACACUGGAGUAAUUCACUUAAUAACCAAAAAUAUCUAAAAAGGACACACGCACUAUUAUUUUUUUCAUUUAUUAAUCAGUAAUUUAUGGGGUAGUCAGUACCACAAUUGGUGAUGUACAGGAAUCUAUAUUAAGUAUCAAUAUUCUCAUCACUGGUUUCUAACUUUCUGGAUUCAUACAGUGUCAUUACAUGGUAUUCUUACCUCCAGCUUGCUGUUAUGGUUAAAUAAAUACAGAAGCAUAACGUAAUCCCAAUGACAAAAUGAAAACAUGGGUGACUAAUAAUUGAUUUAAUAUAGUUAAUACUUCAAUUUAUUUUUAGUUUUAUUUUCAUUCUACUCACAUAGAAGCUCCACUGUAAAGAUUUGAACAGGGUUGACAAAAAUUGUACGUUUUUCAUCUGAAAAUAGUGGUUACUCAUGACAUCAGCAUGUGUUAAAAAUGUAGCUAAUUGAAGAGAAGCUACUUUUUUCAUGAUGUUAGCGGAAGCAUCGAAAACUAAAAACCUGAAUUUGUAGUAAAACUGACAAACAGGAUUCUACCUCAUUAUUAAUAUUAGGAUAUUUCAUUUUUUAUUCACACUCAUUCACUUUCAUAUUUAGACUUUCUUUAAAUGGGUUCCUAAUUUUUUGACUAACACUCACAUGAAGGUUUUUAUUUUAUUUGCAGUAAAUUUAAAUCAGAUGUUCCAGAUUUCAUGUGUUACCUCACUUCAAAUUGCUUUAAAAUUACAUUAUUUUUCUUUUUUGGCACAAAUAAUCAUCACUUUGAAUGAAGAUUUGGUGGACAGUAAUGCAUGGUAUUAUCGUGACACCUACCAUACAAUUAUUAUGGUGGACAUUACUCAGAUUUAUAAAUGUACCGAGUGCAACAGAAGGCAUGAUAAAAGAUAACCCAAUGUCAUGAGUUUUUAUGUCAUGGGCUGAAACAUUUACGACUCUAAAAUAAAAAAAUAUGACCCAAGAUAACUUAGACUGACAAGAAAAUAAAAUCAUAUCACCCUAUUGUUGUGCAUGGUAGUCAUGUUGUCAUCUUAUUGUGAAAGACGGUAACAUUUCACAGUAACAAAAUGAGACUGCCUAAUCCCUGUACAUGUCCCACUUCUGAUGAACACUCCAAAUUACAAGCACUGUUACACAACUUUGUGCCUCUCUAUUAAAUAUUCAGAUAAGCAGUGCGAAUGAUUUACAAAGCACAGAUGUUGCCCUGGUAGUAUUUUUUCUGCCUCUUAGGUUUUUAUGGAGGAUCAUUUAAACCCAGUUGAGUUCCAGCUGAGGCACAAGUUAUCAAAUCAUAAUGGGACAUUAAACCUAUUAAGAAAGUACAAUUAAAGAUUAGUGCCAUGUAACUACUGUAGACACGCUGAUGAAAUGUUCAUUUUUUAUGCACACCUUUACUGAAAAAAAAUAGUCAUUUUGGGCUUUUGUUCUGCUGAUAUUUCAAAUAACCUACUUUAGUUUUGCUAAUGUGUUUCUGUCUUUUGUUUUAACUUUUUGUAAGUUCUUGUAUUGUAUUUUCCAGAGUAUAAGUAGCAAAAAAAAACAUACUCAAGACGAAAAAUAUAUAUAAGUUGCUUCAGAAUAUAGCUUGCAAUUUUAAGAAAAAGGUGCAAUGCUUCUGAACAAAUUCGCCAAUUUAAAUGUCAAAUUCUCGUCCACUGGCUCUUUUGACGCUAGUCAAAUUCAAUGUUUGUCCAAAAAUGUGUUCAUGAAUCAGACGCUAACCUCAAUGUAAAUAAGAAAAAAUAUCAUAAAGUUCAAGAUGAGAAUAAUCAGAUUCCUUUCUAUGUUUGUUUUGUAUGCUGCUUUUUCUUCUGCGUUGCUGUUUGUAGCAAAUACUGAUAUACCCACCUACAGUGCCCUCUAGUGGUUGUAAUUGAAAAAAAAAAAACGCUGGUUAUUACUAGGAAAAUGGUAAAUAUAUGAACCUAUUUAUGUUUUUUAAAAAUCCCAUUUAAGUCAGCUGUGAGUAUAAGUCGCACCCCUGGCUAAACUGUACAAACAAUGUGACUUGUACUCUGAAAAAUACUGUACAUGUUUUGUAUUUUUUUUCUCCCAGAUGUGUCAAACUGCCACUUCACAGUUGGAAAGUUCUGAAAAUGUAUCGCCCACCAGGUGUUGGUAGCAGUGCUUGUAGACCACUAUACGUCCAAGUAUGUAAAAGCAACAAGAACACCAGAGAGUCCCCAAAAAGGUUUUGAAAUGGGCCUCUGUGGAAAAGUAAAGCCAUUCUGGAGGAGAAAACCUCCCAUUGCUCUCAGCCAGUAACCAUCACAGGAGGCUUUUAACUUUCCAAAUGCUAAUUCAUCCACUUUCCCUCUUGUUGUUCUGCUGGGAAAUCAUUCCACCGUGAGGUUAGAACCGGGGUUUUUAGCAUUCAAGAAAGGUUACCCACACAAUUCAUCAAUAUAAGUUAAGUUAGGAGAAAAAUGUCCGGGUGCACUGUAACAUGAAAGGGGGAGGGAGGGUUUAAAUGGCACUCUUUGUUAUUCCUCAUGGGUGACGGGUUGGAUGAUGUGUCACAAACUCUGUUCUGCUUGCAGAUGCAGUGGCACAUGGAGGGCAGCCGUGUAGAAUUAUUUCUUUCAAAAUAAUGUUUUGAUAGUCAUAAUAAUGGAAAAAAGAAAACAAAAAGCCCAAAAGAAGUCAUGAACAAAUGUAAACAUGGGUCAUAUUUUAUUGUGAGAAUAUGUCAUGCCUCAGAGAAAAAGUGAAUAAAUUAUGUAAAGCAAGCAUUCAUUUAAAUAGCCGGUCAUGCUGACUGCUCACUCGGAAAAUGGUCCUUAAGGAAUUUUUGAGUGUUUGUGAGCUCAUGUCUGUGUUAAAGGACUAGACGAAGACAUGCGAAAAUAACGAGAAACUGUUUUAUUCUGACAUUUAAACAAGUUUUAUUUUGAUUUUUUUUUUCUUAGUGACCCAUGACUGUAUAUAGAGAACUGGACUGAGUCACCCUUUCCCCUUCAUAUUCCAAAUAGGAACUACCCGCUGGCUCCAAGAAAUCCUAUAGACUUCUAUUGAGAAAUAAACAGCUAUAACUCAGGACUAUAAACAAACUUACUUACGAUUAGCGACAGACGUUGCCAUAGAGACGUUGACUCGGACCAAUCCCUGUCAUCUGACUCCAUCAUGGUGACAUUCAUAAUCCGUAAAAAUGGCUACUGAAUUGGCUUCAUUUCACUGGAGCUGUAGGAAAGGAAUAUUCUACUGAUGGCAUCACAUCCACUCAGUCCAGUUCUCUAUAUACGGUCAUUUAUUUAUUUAUUUUUUAUAUAUAGUUUUAAAUCAACUAAGUUAUACUUAAUACAUGUAUGGAGGAGGAUGUCAAGGUCAUUUUCAAGUUUUGCAUCAUUGCCAAAGGAGAUUAAAAAAAUUAAAAUCAACAAGUUUAGAUCUUUUAUAUUUAGUGUUCUAAGAAAGCUUUAGUCGGUCGGCUUUCCCAUGUCAUGAAUAAAUAAUUUACAAUAAUGUUGUAAUUUUCAUCUAACACAAAACGAAAAUGUUCAUGAG